Messenger RNA from Nannospalax galili (Upper Galilee mountains blind mole rat), 737 nucleotides. RefSeq names its product melan-A (gene Mlana). The record is from RefSeq and is a predicted model, not a curated record. The coding region runs from base 150 to 518 and encodes 122 amino acids. Gene Ontology annotation, cellular component: endoplasmic reticulum membrane; trans-Golgi network; melanosome. NCBI's taxonomy places the organism in Eukaryota, Metazoa, Chordata, Mammalia, Rodentia, Spalacidae. The transcript has 6 exons.
CAGGCAGAGGACUGUCUUCAGAAAGGUUCACAGUCUCAUCCUGAAUAUUCCCUCGCUCUUCCAAGGCUGCCAAGAAGAACAGCAACUCGAUGCAGUCUGUCACCUAAAGGAGAGUCUCUUGGUUUGAGUGUCCUGUCUGUGGAUCCCUCAUGAUGCCACGAGAAGAGGCUUACUAUGGUUACCCCAGGAAAGGACAUGGCCACUCUUACAUCACAACUGAAGAGGCUGCAGGGAUUGGCAUCCUGACAGUGGUCCUGGGAAUUUCUCUGCUCAUUGGCUGCUGGUACUGUAGAAGACGAAGUGGAUACAGAAUCUUGACGAACAAAAGGCUUCAUGCCGGUUCUCAAAGUACCAUGAAGGAAAGAUGGCCACGUGAACAGUGCUCAUGUGAGGGACUUGGCCAUCAGGACAGCAGGCUGUUUUUUCAAGAGAAAACCCAGGAGCCUCUGGUUCCCAAUGCCCCACCUGCCUAUGAGAAGCUCUCUACGGGACAGUCACCACCACCAUAUUCACCUUGAGAGGCAGCAAACCACUGAAGUGAUUUUCUUCAUGCUUCUGCUUUAAUUCUGAGUAGACGCCUAUGUUUUGUUUAGAAUGCUGUAAUAAUAAAGUACAUCUCUAAUAAUAGGCCAAUGUUAACUUCUUGGCAGGGCAACUACAGGUACUAAUCAAGUGAGGAAUGAUGAGCAAUAUUAACAUGGGAAAAGUUUCAUCAAUAAACAUUAUGAUGCAUAUUA